CGUUGGAGCCACGCGUGACAGAGCUCAGCGGGCAGGGGGGGGCUGUGUGGCCCAUGUGUGGUUACACUCCUCCCACGGGUGGGCAGCAGGCAGAAACUUUUCGAUUCCCCUCCCGAGCGCUGGGGCUGCCCGGGAAGGAAAAGGCACACGAGUGAUCAUUACCCCGCGAGUCAUCCACACACGUGUGUGCCUGCCCCGGGGGAGCCGCAGGUUCCGUCUCCCUCACUGGCUCUGGUGCCUUUGGCGAGAGGAGGGGUUUACUUGAAAAAGGGACAGGAAAACCCCUGUUCUGUCAGAUGGAAAUGACGGUACAUCAUGUGUCCCUCUGCACUCCCCAGGUUUGAAAGAUCAGAAAGUACAAUACAGACAGAACCAGUCUUCAAAAUGGAAUUCCAGUUUGCGCUCUUUUUUGUAGGGAUAAUUGCGUUUUCUGAUUCAGCCCGAGGCCCACCCAGAAUUGCUGAUAAAGUGAUCCACCGGCAGUCCGUGAGGUUAGGAAGAACCAUCAAGCUCCUGUGUCCGGUAGAAGGUGACCCGCCACCUCUGACUAUGUGGAUGAAAGAUGGACGGACUAUCCACAGUGGCUGGACAAGGUUCCGGAUCCUGCAGCAAGGACUGAAAAUCAAGGAGGUGGAAAGCGAAGACGCGGGGACAUACAUCUGCAAGGCCACCAACGGCUUUGGCAGUACGAGUGUGAACUAUACCCUUAUUGUGAUUGAUGAUGCCAGCUCAGGAAAGGACAGCCCGGUGUCUGAAGGCUCCAAUGGCGAAUAUGAAGAUCAUUCUGGGAAGCAGUGGGCCCGGCCCAGAUUCACGCAACCUGCCAAGAUGCGACGGAGGGUGAUUGCACGGCCUGUAGGAAGCUCAGUCCGCCUGAAGUGUGUUGCCAGUGGGAACCCUAGGCCUGACAUCACCUGGCUGAAGGACAAUAAGCCCCUCACACCUCAGGAGGUUGGGGAGAACAAGAAGAAGAAGUGGACAUUGAAUCUGAAGAACUUAAAGCCUGAGGACAGUGGGAAAUACACUUGCCGAGUGUUUAACAAAGUUGGAGAAAUCAAUGCGACAUAUAAAGUUGAAGUAAUCCAGAGGACUCGGUCCAAACCCAUUCUCACGGGAACGCACCCUGUGAACACUACUGUGGACUAUGGUGGGACCACGUCAUUCCAGUGCAAGGUCCGCAGCGACGUCAAGCCCGUCAUCCAGUGGCUGAAAAGGGUGGAAUACGGCACAGAGAACAAGUACAACUCCACCAUUGAUGUCGGGGGGCAGAAGUUUGUCGUGCUCCCCACUGGGGAGGUCUGGUCCCGUCCGGACGGCUCCUACUUAAACAAACUGAUGAUAACACGAGCCAAAGAGGAGGAUGCUGGGAUGUACAUCUGCCUAGGAGCAAACACGAUGGGAUACAGCUUCCGCAGUGCUUUCCUCACGGUGUUGCCAGAUCCCAAGCCACCAAGCGCCCCUGUGGCCCCAUCCUCCGCUAGCAGCCUGCCGUGGCCGGUGAUCAUCGGGAUCCCCGCUGGAGCGGUUUUCAUCUUCGGGACGAUCCUCCUGUGGCUCUGCCAGGCCAAAAAGAAGCCCUGCUCUCCCCCAGCUGCAGCGCCCGUGCACAGACCGCAGGCCAGAGACAGGAUCUGUGUGUCCCAGGGUCCUGACAAAGACUGCAUCUCCUCCAUAAACUAUGAGGAAUAUGUAGCCCACCAGCAGCAUUUGCUAUCCCAAGGGCCUGCGUUGGCCCCAGCCGUGGCAUCGAAAAUAUACCCAAAGAUUUACACAGACAUCCACACUCACACGCACUCACAUGUGGAAGGCAAAGUUCACCAGCAUCAGCACAUUCAUUAUCAGUGUUAAAGGGCAGCCAGAGACUGUAGCUUAUUGGUGCUUUCUUCUCACGGUACCUCAGAACAGACUGCUUCGAGUCAGCUAACACUGCCAGCAAAAGGCAAAGUGAGCAGAGGAGGGAGAGAGAGAGAGAAAGAGAUAUUUUUUUUGUUUUGUUAUUACUAUCAUUAGGAUGUAGAUGAGGAAUAAUGAAGGAAUUCCCAAUCUCAGCACAAAGGCGGCCAUGUAAAACAAUGGAAACUUCUUGUAGGUCUAAAUCAAGAUGGCAACAGAUAAGGCAGGAAGCUGUGACAUGAAACACCACCGACCCCCUGUUGCAUUGCCAAGCAGAGGAAGAAGAAGAGGAGAACAUGAUGAUAUUGCAGUUCCUGCCUCUAGCACGUGCCACCUGUUCUGGUGCAAGGCCCAUCAGACGUCUUACCCUUGAGAAUGUACAGAAGAGCCCUUUAUCUCAGAGUGGCUGAAGCUUGGAAGUAGCUGAGAUGUAGUGCCAAAGCACCAGGAGACUGUAAUCAACUGAAACAUUCAAUUGCCCAAUUUCAAACGAAAAAAUAAGCAGAAGAGUUUCUGGAAAACGCAUUUCUAUUUUCAAUGUGAAACUCCACAUGCAUCUCGCCAGCAGUAAUUUUGCCUGACCGUUGGUGAUAACUUAGCUGGCUGGUUCCAUGUCUGCAAAUCAAGGGUAUUGUGUUUUCCCCAAGGGGGCACUGCUUGAAAUCUUUAAAAAUGUUCAACUCACCCCAAUGCUAUGACUCAGUGCUACUGCCAGGAAGAAGGAAGGAAGGAAGGACAUUGUACAAUGCAACUUUAUAUUUAUAUUUAAGAAAUAAUAAUUAAUAAUAACUGAAUUGCUGAAGGUCAAGAAAAGAAAACGUGCUGCCCUUUUUUGAUGCCGCUAGUUGUGAUUUUCAAUCAGAUCUUCAUGGCUUAUAGUGACAAGCUACUGGAUUAACUGUGUCAAUGAAAAAUAAAUGAACAAGUAAAAGUAAAAAUAAAAAGAGAGAGAAAGAGAGAAAAUUACUGCUUAUGGAAGAAUGAAUUUGCUAAAUAUGCACCUAGGGUUGUGUGUGGUUUUUCUUUCCAGAUAAUGUUUUGCAAUUGAUUCAAACAAUCUCAUUUCAGUUUCAUUUAAAACAACAAGAAAGAAAGAAAGAAAGA
Mauremys reevesii (Reeves's turtle) is the source of this 2997-nucleotide messenger RNA. It is a transcript of the gene FGFRL1, whose product is annotated as fibroblast growth factor receptor like 1. Gene Ontology annotation, molecular function: fibroblast growth factor binding; fibroblast growth factor receptor activity. Lineage: Eukaryota; Metazoa; Chordata; Testudines; Geoemydidae. Gene Ontology annotation, cellular component: plasma membrane. The record is from RefSeq and is a predicted model, not a curated record.